UGGUCAUAGCAACGCCGCUGCCAUUAUUUUUCGAGUUCCCCGAAGGGUUUGUUUGCCGAGCGAGAGAACGAGAGAGAGUCCCUCGUCGCGGCCGGCGCUCUGCCAAAAUGGGGAUUUCCCGGGACUCCAUGCACAAGAGGCGCGCCACUGGAGGAAAGAAGAAGGCUUGGAGGAAGAAGCGAAAGUAUGAGUUGGGCCGGCAGCCGGCAAACACGAAGCUGUCGAGCAACAAGACGGUGAGGAGGGUUCGGGUGAGGGGAGGCAACGUGAAGUGGAGGGCCCUCCGAUUGGACACUGGAAACUAUUCGUGGGGGAGUGAGGCUGUGACUCGCAAGACCCGUAUCCUUGACGUGGUGUAUAAUGCCUCGAACAAUGAGCUCGUGAGGACGCAGACCCUUGUGAAGAGCGCCAUCGUGCAGGUUGAUGCCGCUCCCUUCAAGCAGUGGUACCUCCAGCAUUAUGGUGUUGAGAUCGGAAGGAAGAAGAAGGCGGCUGCUGCCAAGAAGGAAACCACUGAGUCAUUGGGAUUUGAUUGAUGAAGUUUGACCACAUUUGCUUUAGUAGUUGAUUAAUUGAUUUUUCUCCCGCAAAGUUUAUUGUAGACAGGUACAUGCUCCUGGUUUUUACUACUUGGAACUUGUAUGCGUAUUUUAUUCAGUUUUGCAUCUUGAUAUUGGGUCAUAUCAAAUUAAUCCAGAUGCGAUUCAAAUUAAUAAUUACGACUGUAGAUAAGCUUUUUCUGGGGAUGGAUGAAUAUGGAAUUUUUUCUAGAGGCUGGAGACAGGUCAUUUGGCAUCUAGAUUUAUCUGAGCUAGAGGGUUCUUAAAAUGAUAUGCCAUCUAGCAAGUUCUCUCUUUUUCUGGUCAUUUUCUAAUGGGCUCAUUGAACUCGAAGGCACCGAUGUAGGACUAAAGUCUCAAACGUGUCCUUUGUUAUGCACUUAUGAUGAUAGAAUAGAUGACGAAAUAGUGCAUGUGCUGCCUGAAGAAGAAGGCAUGGUCAUCAACAAACAUGAUACACCUAUGCACUAUCUAUAGCACUUAUGAACCAUUUGCACUGUUUGAGGAUUCUCUGAACUCUCAAACAAAGUUAAUCUAAACCGAUACUUUGAUGCAUGCAAAGGUAGAUGCGUGCGAGUAUCUUUCUCAUGGCAUCAAAAUCACUCUCGAUGAGAUAAUACUUAGGAACAGAUAUUAAAACUUUGCAUCCUAUUAAAUUAAAUCCUCCUAACUAUGUAGCUCCUUAUACAUGCAUAUUCUUUGCACUGAAAUGCCUUCAUGUAGUUCUAUUUGGAAUAUAUUUAUGUUCAAUUUGUUGGUCACUUAUACAUAGGUUCUACUCCCUGUUUGAUUCUUGGAUAACCUCCGGUUAAGUGGUGGUUAUUCAGUGAAUGCCCACUUGCCCAACUUGGUUAAAGAUAUUUCCUAGUUGGGGGAGCGGGGAGAUGGGGGAGGAGCAUAACUUUAGCAGCCUAGUUAAGCCCCAUCCUAUCAUUUUUUUUCUCCCUGAUUUACCCUUCUCCCCUCACCUUUUGCCCUUAUUUAUUGCUACAUUUUCUUGUUCAUAUCAUAUAAAAAAUGUGGCACUUAACCCAUACUUUUUCAACCAAACAGCUUUUUUACCACAUCAACAAAAAGGGCCGGUUAAGUGAGGAGCAACCAAAUGGCAAUUUUUCCAUUUUCAUGGUUGACUGAUUAAGUGGUGACUACCAGUGGUUAAUGUUAUUCACCCCCUGGUUAGCUAUCGAGGAACCAAACACAGCCUCUAAGUAGAAGUACAUAAAUUUACUAGCUUGUCAAGAUGACUCUACCAUCAUGUUAGUUAUUUGCUGGCAUAUGACAUAAGCUAUCUCAUCUCAUUAAGAUUACAUGCAUUUUUCUCAAUCUCUUUGUUGUAGUUGGAAUUGUUGAUCCUUGUAUUCUUGUAUCUGCCCCAAAAAC
Messenger RNA from Phoenix dactylifera (date palm), 1940 nucleotides. Lineage: Eukaryota; Viridiplantae; Streptophyta; Magnoliopsida; Arecales; Arecaceae. The record is from RefSeq and is a predicted model, not a curated record.